Molecule: messenger RNA, 2313 nt
Organism: Coprinopsis cinerea okayama7#130
Lineage: Eukaryota; Fungi; Basidiomycota; Agaricomycetes; Agaricales; Psathyrellaceae
Product: Ras GTPase-activating protein
Exons: 10
Coding region: 1-2313 (770 amino acids)
Biological process (GO): regulation of GTPase activity; regulation of actin cytoskeleton organization
Cellular component (GO): cell cortex
Molecular function (GO): GTPase activator activity; protein binding
Source: RefSeq, a predicted model, not a curated record
AUGUCUUACGUAGAUUCCCCAACAUCCCCGGGCGGCAUGUCCUCCCGCCGCCUUACGAACAGAAACACAAACCGCUACAGUGUCACGGCCCUGUUCAGCAUGGCAGCCGAGCAGGAUGUCGAAGUUGAGGACGAUUUGGCCAGAGCUCAAAAGCGGUUACGAGAUCUCAAGGGCAAGAUUUCUGCUCAGUCCAAGAAGAAUUUCGUCCUCGAACGAGACGUCCGAUACCUCGACUCCAGAAUCGCCCUGUUGAUUCAGAACCGGAUGGCCUUGGACGAGCAACGAGAAGUCGAGAGGACCUUGGAAGAAGUCGAUCCUACCGAAGGCCAUUAUCCUGACGACCGCAAACUGCAGCAAUACUCCAACCUCUUCUUCCUGUUGCAAUCAGAACCCCGACAUAUCGCGGCACUCUGCAGACUCGUUUCCCUGUCUGAAAUAGACACGCUCCUCCAGACUGUCAUGUUCACGCUCUAUGGAAACCAGUACGAGAGCAGAGAAGAGCAUCUGCUGUUGACCAUGUUCCAAUCAGUUCUUUCCGCGCAGUUCGAGACGGCAACAGAGUUCGGUUCUCUGUUGCGAGCCAAUACCCCAGUGUCGCGCAUGAUGACCACCUACACCCGUCGCGGUCCCGGCCAGAGCUAUCUGAAGAGCGUCCUUGCGGAGCGGAUAAACAGUCUCAUCGAGCACAAGGAUCUCAAUUUGGAAAUCAAUCCUGUGAAGGUCUACGAGCAAAUGAUCAACCAGAUUGAGGAGGAGACCGGGUCGUUACCUCCAAACCUUCCCCGGGGUGUCCCUCCGGAGGUCGCAGCGGAGAAUCUCGACGUUCAAGCAAUCAUUGCACCCAGGUUGACAAUGUUGAUGGAGAUCGCCAAUAGUUUCCUCGUCACCAUCAUUGAGAGUAUGGAGAGCGUUCCCUAUGGUAUUCGGUGGAUCUGCAAACAGAUUCGCAGUCUGACAAGGCGUAAAUACCCAGAAGCCACUGACUAUGCCAUCUGCUCGCUCAUCGGCGGUUUCUUCUUUUUGCGAUUCAUUAAUCCUGCUAUUGUCACGCCGCAAGCGUACAUGCUUGUCGACGGAGUCCCGGCCAAGCAUCCUCGGCGAACGCUGACAUUGAUCGCCAAAAUGUUGCAAAACUUGGCCAACAAGCCGUCGUACGCCAAAGAAGCCUACAUGAUGACCCUUAAUCCUUUCGUGGAGAACAACAAGGCCCGGAUCAACCAGUUCUUGAACAACCUUUGCGAAGUGGGAGACUUUUACGACACCCUCGAAAUGGAUCAAUACAUGGCCCUUUCCAAGAAGGAUUUAAUGAUUCACAUUACUCUUAACGAAUUAUACAACACGCAUUCAUUAAUUCUUCAGCAUAUUGAAACUUUGUCGCCUAAUGAUAAACAGCACCUGCGAAUCCUCACCGACGAAUUGGGCCCUGCACCAGCCCAAGUACCACGAAAAGAGAACAGGACAAUUGAACUGCCUCUUUACAGUCGAUGGGAAACCCCGAUCCAGGAUAUCCAGACGGCAUUGAUGGACUCAGUAUCAUCGAGCGAUAUGCUUUACAUGGAAACGAAGUCCAUUUUCGUUCAGCUCAUUCGAUCCCUCCCCGGCGUCGCCGACAAGCAGCCCUACAACCUUCCCGCCAUCGCCGAGCGCGCAGCCACGACGAAGGACGCUGUUCUUGUUCGGAAAGGUAUCAAGGUCAAAGAGAUGCUUCGCGAACUCGAAGAGCUCAAGGUCGUAGAUGCCGCCGACAACUACAACCUGAUGCAAGAAGAAAUCUCUGCUGAGCUUGUUCACCUCGGAAACCUUCGGGAAAAGGUUAUCGCAGAGACCAAGUCGCUGGAUGCUGUGUACAAGACCAUCUGUGAUCACAACAAUUACCUGCGUUCACAGCUGGAGCAGUACAAGGCGUAUCUGCAAAAUGUGCGGCUUAAUGCGUCGAAGGACAAGGGUAGUACCACGGGGGUCGGUGUCGUGACAGUUGGCGGGAAGGAACGGAAACCCCAGAAGGCGGUCGUACUGGGUCCGUACCGGUUCACCCAUGCUCAACUGGAGAAGGAGGGUAUCAUUGUGGAAAGUAAUGUUCCCGACAACCGACGCCCGAAUAUCUACUUCAACAUUACCUCUCCUAGUCCGGGAACCUUCAUCAUUGCUCUCCAUUACAAAGGGCGGGAGAAGGCUAUCCUUGAAAUGGAUCUCAAGAUUGAUGACCUACUGGAAAAGCAAAAGGACAACAAGCACUUACUCGACCUCGAAUACGUCCAACUCAACGUUCCCAAAGUACUCGGUCUAUUGAAGAAGGUGUUUGCCAAGCGAUAA